This is a messenger RNA of Rubroshorea leprosula, 1711 nucleotides long. The record is from the annotation of a GenBank genome assembly. NCBI's taxonomy places the organism in Eukaryota, Viridiplantae, Streptophyta, Magnoliopsida, Malvales, Dipterocarpaceae.
GUCAUUCAAGAUCUACCGUCAAUGCCUUUUACUGUCUCUGUUGCUGUGGGUGCUCUGUCCCUACUGCUUUUCUUGAUAUUUGUACGAAGAGUCAUCUUCACCGGUAGGAUGGGAUCCUCUAGCUUUCCUCAUGUUCCAGAGGUGCCGGGGUUGCCGGUAAUCGGAAACUUGCUGCAGCUGAAGGAGAAGAAACCCCACAAGACGUUUGCGAAGUGGGCGGAGACAUACGGCCCAAUCUACUCUAUCAGAACCGGCGCCACUACUCUCAUCGUUCUCAAUUCCGCCGACGUCGCCAAAGAGGCCAUGGUGACAAGAUAUUCAUCCAUUUCAACAAGAAAUUUGUCAAAUGCCCUGAAGAUUCUAACUCUUGAUAAAUCUAUGGUUGCAAUGAGUGACUACGAUGAGUUCCACAAGAUGACAAAGCGACUGAUACUAACAAAUCUUUUAGCUCCAAAUGCUCAGAAGCGACUUCGUUGCAACAGGGACAUCAUGAUAGAAAAUAUAUGUAGCCAGUUUCAUGCUUGCGUGGAGAGUGAUCCACUCCAGGUUGUCAACUUCAGGGAAAUAUUUGCGGCUGAGCUUUUCAGAUUGUCACUAAAGCAAGCUUUAGGGAGGGAUGUCGAAUCAAUUUAUGUUGAGGAACUUGGUGCCGCAUUGUCAAGAAAAGAUAUGUAUAAAAUCUUAGUUGUUGACAUGAUGGAGGGAGCAAUUGACGUGGAUUGGAGGGAUUUCUUCCCUUAUUUGAAAUGGAUUCCUAACAAGGGCUUCGAAAUGAGACUCAAACAAAAGCAUUUCCGAAGGAUGGCAUUAAUGAAUGCCCUGAUCAGGGAGCACCAGAAACAAAUUGAGUCAGGGAAGGAAGUGAACGGUUAUAUAAACUUCUUGUUAGCGGAAUCAAACACGCUUACAAAGGAACAAAUAACCAUGUUGCUGUGGGAGGCAAUAAUUGAGACUGCAGAUACUACUUUGGUCACAAUAGAAUGGGCAAUUUAUGAACUUGCUAAAAAUCCAGACAAGCAGGAACGUCUCUACCAUGAAAUCAAAAAGGUAUGUGGAUCUAACAAGAUCAAGGAGGAGAAUUUCUCACAACUCGGAUAUUUGAGUGCAAUUUUUCAUGAGACACUUAGGAAGCACAAUCCAGUUCCUCUAAUUCCAUUAAGACAUGUACAUGAAGAUACUCAAAUAGGAGGUUACCAUGUACCUGCAGGAAGCGAGAUUGCCAUAAAUCUCUAUGGCUGUAAUAUGGACAAGAAACGAUGGGAAAAUGCAGAGGAGUGGAAUCCAGGGAGAUUUCUCGAUGAGAAAUAUGAUCCUGCAGAUUUACACAAGACAAUGGGAUUUGGAGCCGGAAAGAGAUCAUGCCCCGGGUCUCUUCAGGCCAUGACCGUAUCAUGUGCAUCAAUAGGUAGGCUGGUGCAGGAAUUUGAGUGGAAACUGAAAGAUGGGGAAGAAGAGGACGUUGACACUCUUGGCCUCACCUCUCAGAAACUUCAUCCGGUCCAUGCAAUUAUAAAACCAAGAAAUUAACUGGGCAUAUUGUGCCCUGAAUGAUCAAUUCUAGACCAUAAAAUUGGAACUUUGAAAUCUUGUGUGCUUAAAUUAAUGUAGAACUGUUAUUUGCUGUGUUCAAUUCAAGUUCUAGCAGGUUUAGUACUGUGAUUUCACAGGUACGACAUGAAACAACUAUUGCUAUUAAAAAUAUCAUCAGUGU